AUGCGAACGGCUCCAUUCCUCGGUGGUCUGCUAUUGCUGUGCCUAUCACAGGGUGGUCGGGGCUUCCUCCGGGACUGCGAACAGGGGGAACGAUGUGUACAGCUCGCACUGUGCGGCCAGUAUCUGCAUUACGUUAACGAGGCACCGAAAGCUUGGCCACCAAGUGUGCGGGAGGAAGCACUGCGGCAGCUGUGUGACGUACAGCGGGCCGUGAACGGUUCAAAGAUCUACUACAUAUGCUGCAACCGGAAGGAAAUACUGUGCGGUGUGACACGGGUGCAGCUGAUCGCGUAUGGUCAGCAGGCUCGCGCUUAUGCCUUUCCCUGGAUGGCACUGCUGGAAACGAGCGUCCGCGACGAGCUGCCGUGUGGCGGAAGUCUCAUCAACGAUCGACACAUUCUGACGGCGGCACACUGCGUCAAGGCGCGCACAAUUGUUGGAGUACGUGUCGGCGUGCAUGAUCUUAACGAUGAUCGCAAAUGUGACGAUCGAAUCCAUUUUAGCGAUGACUAUUAUGACAGCGACGAGAGCACCGAAACAGAUGCCGAUGAGCACACUGCCAGUUGUGGACCGCCGGCCCAACGCAUUCCCGUCGACGCGAUUGUGAUUCAUCCGAAAUAUAGCCCACGCUCGAAGCGGAACGAUUUGGCGAUCAUCCGACUGCAACACCCAGCCAUCAUCGGGUACAGUGUUAUCCCAAUCUGUCUGCCGCUCACGGAUCAGCUGCGCGCGUACCGACCAUCGGACUCCUUCGUCACUGGCUGGGGGUUAACCGAGGCAGGCGAACGGUCGGCUGUGCUGCGGUACGCCGUUUUGCCGGCCGUCUCGCUGCCCGACUGUGCGAUGCAGAUCAAGGAGCUGGACCGGAUGAUUGUCCUGGACGAUGGGCAUCUGUGUGCCGGUGGGAACAACAAAACGGCCCACUGCCACGGUGACUCGGGUGGCCCGUUGCAGUACGUGUCCGAUUCUACGCGCUUCGUACUGCAGGGUGUGGUUUCGUUCGGCGUGAAGACCUGCGGCACCAAGAUAGCGCCAGGAAUUUUCGCUAACGUUACCCACUACAUCGACUGGAUCGUACAGGAGGCGAAUGUACUGAAUUAG
Anopheles marshallii is the source of this 1101-nucleotide messenger RNA. Its product is annotated as phenoloxidase-activating factor 3-like. The coding region runs from base 1 to 1101 and encodes 366 amino acids. Gene Ontology annotation, biological process: proteolysis. Lineage: Eukaryota; Metazoa; Arthropoda; Insecta; Diptera; Culicidae. Gene Ontology annotation, molecular function: serine-type endopeptidase activity. The transcript has 5 exons. The record is from RefSeq and is a predicted model, not a curated record.